CACAUCCACUAUGGCGGCGGCCAGGAGGAACAAACUCGUGGCGGCCGCACAGCCUGGAUUUUUAAAUCUUAACACAAGUCUUGAUGACGGUGUACCGAACCCCGGUCGGAGAAAGCGUGUCAACAAGAAUAAGAAGAAGAAUUGGAAUAAACACAGUGACAUACAGGACGUUGAGGAUUUCCUGGACGACGUGAGACUACAAGAAAGAGCUACAGGGGGUCUGAUAUCAGAUAAACCAGAUGAAACCCUGUUUUUUGUGGACACUGGGGAAGAGGCCAAAAACAUCCAAAAAGAUGGAGUGCAGAAGAAGGGCAAAGCGUCCCGGCCGCUGAGGAUAGACCUGAUCCUGCAGCACGACUCCCUCGUCCCUCCACCCAAAAAUGUUCUGGCUCACCAGCAGCCUAAUGCAAAGAAACUAAGGCGAAUUGCCCAGAAGGCUGAGCAGCUAGCAGCCAAGGGGGUGUUGCCACGGAGACAGAAGCUACUUCAGAGGAGGAAAGCAGUGGCAGAGACAGAGGUUCCUGUGCAGACCCUAGCCAAUAAUCACCCAGACAGACCAUACUACGACCUGUGGGGUGCGGAAAGUAAAAUGAAUGGAGACCCCUGGUACCUGGAACAGACCAAGAAGAAACUAGUGAAGAGACCAGAGAAGCUGAAUGAGAAACCCUCUGCUUUACCGGCAGUGGAAGUUAUUGCACCAGGCGGCUCCUACAACCCAGAAUUCUUCUCCCACCAGGCCCUGCUGCUUGAGGCCCAUGAGGUGGAGGUGAAGAAGCAGAAAGAGGAGCUAAAGGUGGAGCGCCAGCUGGCCGUGAAUCGGGAGGACACCGCCACAGAGGAGACAGUGUUCCAAGAGCAGGUGGAAGGGCUGCUGGAAGAAGAGGAAGAGGAGGAGCCUGGGGAGGAAGGGGAGGGUCCAACAGAGGACACACAACCCAGCCAGAGCGCCACUCAGGAGAAGAAGACUGAGAAACAAAGGAAGAGGGAGAAGGCAGAGAAAGAAAAGGACCAGCAGAAGCAGGCGGAGCGGGAGUUGAAGGGCAGGCGGCAGCAGCUCUUCCAGCUGCGCUCCAUCAAGGCGGAUCUCAAAAGCAAGGAUCUGCGCACCAAACAGAGACAGGCCCUGCGCCGGGCCCGCCAGGAGGCACAGAAGUCCCUGCCCCGCCGGCUCGGCAAACUCAAGUUCCAGGCUCCGGAUCUGGAGGUGCAGCUGAGUGAUGAGAUCCCGAGCUCCCUGCGCACGCUCAAGCCAGAGGGCAGCAUCCUCAAGGACCGUUUCAAGAGCUUGCAGAAGAGGAACUUGAUAGAGCCCAGAGAAAGAGCCAAGUUCAAGAGGAGACACAAGCUGAAGUACGUGGAGAAGAGAGCCUUCAAGGCGAUCGCUUGAGGACACAGGCUCCCCCUGCAGGCCAGCUGUGGAACAUACCCCGCACCCCCAUCCGUCUCGUGAAAUCUCACUACCACAUUAAUCCAUCCGUUUGCAAUA
Messenger RNA from Megalops cyprinoides (Indo-Pacific tarpon), 1486 nucleotides. RefSeq names its product NOP53 ribosome biogenesis factor (gene nop53). Gene Ontology annotation, molecular function: 5S rRNA binding. The record is from RefSeq and is a predicted model, not a curated record. Gene Ontology annotation, biological process: rRNA processing; ribosomal large subunit assembly. The transcript has 12 exons. Gene Ontology annotation, cellular component: nucleolus. Bases 11 to 1387 code for a protein of 458 amino acids. NCBI's taxonomy places the organism in Eukaryota, Metazoa, Chordata, Actinopteri, Elopiformes, Megalopidae.